Messenger RNA from Aedes albopictus (Asian tiger mosquito), 3483 nucleotides. It is a transcript of the gene Fatp1, whose product is annotated as long-chain fatty acid transport protein 4. Bases 718 to 2868 code for a protein of 716 amino acids. NCBI's taxonomy places the organism in Eukaryota, Metazoa, Arthropoda, Insecta, Diptera, Culicidae. Gene Ontology annotation, molecular function: long-chain fatty acid-CoA ligase activity; long-chain fatty acid transmembrane transporter activity. Gene Ontology annotation, cellular component: endoplasmic reticulum. The record is from RefSeq and is a predicted model, not a curated record. Gene Ontology annotation, biological process: triglyceride homeostasis. The transcript has 8 exons.
AGUCGUUCGUCCGGCGACGAACCGGGGCGUGCGUUGCGGUGGCUGCUGCCUGCUAGUUCGCGCACUGACAAUGCGCGCGCCAGCAGUUCAGCUUGAACCGUCGACCCGUUCGGAUUGUAACAGUGACGCGUGCGCGCUUAACCACGUGCUACUUACACGUUCCUAGCCGGGACCGUUUGGAAUCACUGCAGCAGUGGAGUGCGAUUGUUUUUAAAUUCUUCGACACGACGACGUGUGUUUGUUUACGGUUUUAAAACGCGUGUCAUCCCGCUGGAAUUACACCAGGAAUUACAUACCCCGAGCGAGCAAGACUUCCGGGAAUGGGAUUUAUCGGUCAGUGCUCUCCCGGGUUGACGACGAUUAGGAAGAAUUGAGUGUGUAAUUUUAUCUGUUGAGGAAGAAGCCGAAGGAAGCCGGGUAUGCGGUGGAGAUGUGCCUACUUGGAUUAACCGAUGCGGACGAGUGAUUGUGGGAAAAUUUAUCGAAGCCAGUCAUAACUGAUUGAAACAUGUUUGCAUAGUGUUUUGUUUGCUAACAAAAGUGAAGAAAAGUGUCGUAGUUGAAUACUUCAGGUCGUUCAUGAGUGUAUAGAGAACCGAACCGAAGUGACUGAACACCAUUGCGAAAGAAAUCACCGAGCCGCCGGUCGCAACGACUCUACUAAUUCGAAAUCAAUCCAGCGGGAACCUUUAUAUGGAUCAAUAAUCAAUAUUCACGAUGAAUAACAAUGAAACCAAGCCAUCCAUCAUCGACAUAGAGAAGGGACGGGUAGAAAAUGACCACCCGAGCGGAGUCAACAACGGCAAACAGUACAACAUCUCCGCUGCGGUGUCCCUGAACGCCGUUCCAGGUGCGACGACCAGCGAGAGUGCCAGUGCCAGUCCACGCUCGACCAGUGAGCGGAUCAGUCGCGUUUUCCUGUACGUGAUUCAGUUCGUCGGGUUCGGUUGUUCGGUCGCGGGUAUCGUCCUCGUUUGGUACUACAUGGGUUGGGAGUUCGGAUUGCCGGCGCUGCUGAUCGCCCUGCUGGCCGUGCUGAUCGCCAGCGGGAAGUGGCGCUGGUUCUACAUCGCCGCCGUGACGAUCCCGCGGGAUGUGACAGCUCUAGCACGGUACGUCAAAUUGUUGACUUUGGUGAAAAAAUACAACCGCCAGAAUGCCACGAUCGCGGACAUCUUUGCCGAGUAUGUUGCCAAGCAGCCGGAGAAGGCGUGCCUCAUCUACGAAGGCCGCGAGUGGACUUUCAAAGAGGUCAGUGACUACUCGAAUCGAGUGGCGAACGUGUUCCACACCCACGGCUACAAGCGUGGAGAUGUGGUAGGCUUGCUGCUGGAAAACCGUCCAGAGUUCGUGGCGACUUGGUUGGGUCUUUCCAAGCUUGGUAUCAUCAUUCCGCUGAUCAACCACAACCUGCGGAAGAAUGCCCUCUUGCACAGUGUCACCGUGGCCAAGUGCAGUGCGUUGAUCUUCGGAGAAUCGCUGCGUGACGCAGUAUCGGAGAUCACCGAAUCGCUGCCAUCCUCGUUGGCACUGUACCAGCUCAACGAUGCGGUUCAGCAGACCGUCAUCGGAAAUGCGAAGGAUUUGGCCACGCUGCUGCAGAACGCUUCCAAGGAACAGCCAACGGCAAACGUUAUGAAACCCGAUCAUCACGAUCAGCUGCUGUACAUCUACACUUCGGGAACCACUGGACUGCCGAAGGCGGCCGUCAUCACUCAUUCCAGAUUCGUAUUCAUCACGGCAGCCAUCCACAUGGUGGCCGGUUUCCGAAACGACGACAUCUUCUACACUCCUCUACCGCUGUAUCACACGGCUGGUGGCAUGAUGAGUGUUGGCCAAGCCCUCUUGUUUGGAGCGACCGUUGUCAUCCGCAAGAAGUUCUCUGCCUCGCAAUACUUCGCCGACUGCCAGAAAUACAACUGCACGGUUGGUCAGUAUAUCGGCGAAAUGUGCCGGUACAUCUUGGCCACUCCGGGUUCUCCCACCGAUAAGGCACACAAGGUUCGACUGAUCUUCGGUAAUGGGCUUCGUCCGCAAAUUUGGCCGCAGUUUGUCGGUCGGUUCAACAUUCCACGGGUCGCGGAGUUCUACGGAGCUACCGAAGGCAAUGCCAAUAUUGUCAACAUCGACAACACGGUCGGUGCCAUCGGGUUCGUGUCCCGUAUCAUUCCGCAAGUGUACCCGAUCUCGAUCAUCCGAGCAGAUCCUGCCACCGGUGAACCCAUUCGCGGUAAAAAUGGUUUAUGUCAGCUGUGCGAACCGAACGAGCCUGGGGUAUUCAUCGGCAAGAUCCUGCCCAACAACCCGAGUCGGGCGUUCCUCGGAUACGUGGACAAGGGCGCAUCGGAGAAGAAGAUCGUUCGCGAUAUCUUCAAAAAGGGCGACGCGGCUUUCUUGUCCGGAGAUUUGCUGGUUGCCGAUGAGCGGGGCAAUCUGUUUUUCAAGGACCGAACGGGUGAUACCUUCCGGUGGAAGGGAGAGAACGUCUCCACCAGUGAAGUGGAGGCCGAAGUCAGCAAUGCCUCCGGCUACCGGGACACCGUCGUGUACGGUGUGGAAAUUCCCCACAUGGAAGGCCGUGCCGGAAUGGCUGCGGUUCUGGACCCAGAACGGCAGGUUGAUCUGGUGAAACUAGCCCAAACCCUCAAGGAAACCCUUCCAUCGUACGCCAGACCGAUGUUUGUGCGAUUACUCAGUACAGUGGACAUGACAGGCACCUUCAAGCUGAAGAAAAUCGAUCUCCAAAAGGAAGGUUUCGAUCCCAACGUGAUCGAAGAUGCCCUAUACUACCUAUCGCCAAAGGGAAGCUACGAAAGCCUCACCAAGGAAGUCUUCGACCAGAUCAACCGAGGUGAAAUUAGAUUCUAAGUGCUCUGACUGAGCCAGUAGUUCCCCGGGUUCAAGCGAAAUUCCAUCCGUUUUCCGUGUCCAAUUCAUGAUGCUCAACUGUUGUGUGCUUCCUCCUUACUGUCCUGUUUCGUUCCGUCUAUAGUUUUGCAAUGGUCCAACGAUCCCGUUUAGUUUGUUCCUCUCUGCUGUUUGUAUCCGCAUUAUUAUAAGUAACUGUGAUAUCGCGUGAAAGUGGGUGGGUUUUGCUGGCCCAGGAACGGAACGGGAUCGACGGAGGGGGGUUUCCUCCCCUACAGGAUCCAGGAUGGCGCCAAUAAUGAUAUGUGUUUAUCAGUAAUUUUGUACGAAUUUUUGUUUUGUCGGCUAGGAAGUUUUCACAUUUUAUACACCCAAUCAUGUUAGUAGAGUAGAAGAUCCCGAAGACACGUUGUUACUAUAACUAGCCGAUUCAUGCUUCGUCCGUGGCAGCAGAUUAACUUGUUUUUGGAUUGUUUUCCUGUACUUAUGCGUAUUUUUAGUUAGGCAACUAUUUGCAUUUAAGCAGAAAGAACGAAAAUGGAAAAAAUGAGAAACCAGAGAUGAAGUUUUGUCUUAUAGAUACGCUGUGGAAUAAAGUGGUUAUAUACUUUGUAA